AUGGUUGUAACAACUCGAUGUGCAUCUGCUGCAUAUUCAAGUACUAGAAGUACUCCAGUUCUUAUCGAAUCAACAAAUAUAAAUGCAACAAUAAAUAAUAUAAUAUAUGAGAAGUACAAAAUUUUACCAUAUAAGAGCUGGGCGCCAUGCAACAAAACAAUAUCGCCAUGCUUUGAAUAUACAUUUGUAAUACAAGCUAUUGGAUUAUAUUUAUAUGGCUAUUAUAUUGCAUUAGUUGAUAUCAUCAUUAUUGGAGUUUUGGUUCAUUUGAGAGCACAAUUAAUCAUUUUAAAUCGCUCCUUAACUACUGUCAUACAACGAACUCAUAACGCAAUUAAAAAGCACCGCGAUCAAUUAAAGGACAUAGAAAUAUCAUCAGCCAUUUUUAAAAAGACUUUGAACAAUAAAUUGUCAGAAUGUAUUGACCAUCAUCAAUUAAUUAUCGAUUUAACUGAUGAAAUGGAAGCUGAAUUUAAUAUUUUGAUAUUAUUUCAAUUUUUUGGAAGUUUAUUACUUGUUUGCUUGUGUAUGUUUCAAAUGUCAAUUAAUCCACUUAAUAGUCCUGCAUAUCCAAGUGUCCCUCUGUAUCUAACAUGGGUGUUAUAUCAGUUAUUCAUAUAUUGUUAUUUUGGCCAAGAAAUUUCGACAGAAAGUGAAUUAAUUGCUGAAGCUGCCUAUAAUUGUGAAUGGAUCGGAACUGAACAUAAAGUACAAACAAGUUUAAUGUUACUAAUAAAUCGUUCACAACGUCCACUCUAUUUAACAGCUGGAAAAUUUUCAAAGUUAUCUCUAGAAACUUAUGCUAGUAUUAUACGUGGAGGUGGAUCUUAUUAUGCUGUGUUAAGCAGAGUUAAUGAAUAAAAUGGUC
This is a messenger RNA of Chrysoperla carnea, 868 nucleotides long. RefSeq names its product odorant receptor 4-like. NCBI's taxonomy places the organism in Eukaryota, Metazoa, Arthropoda, Insecta, Neuroptera, Chrysopidae. Gene Ontology annotation, biological process: sensory perception of smell; detection of chemical stimulus involved in sensory perception of smell. Gene Ontology annotation, cellular component: plasma membrane. The transcript has 4 exons. The record is from RefSeq and is a predicted model, not a curated record. Bases 1 to 861 code for a protein of 286 amino acids. Gene Ontology annotation, molecular function: odorant binding; olfactory receptor activity.